AUGUCAGGAUUUCUUAAAGAUCAAAUCGUUAGUGCAGGCCAAGGGUUUUUACAAGAUAGUGCGGUUGAAUUUGCUGGGGAACAUUUUCAGCCUACAAGGGACCCAUACUAUGUUAAGAUUGAUGACGAAGGCAAUCGAAAAAGAUUGAAGUUACCUGAUUAUUGUACCAAGCAGGAAAGUAAAGCUUACAAACGUUUACAAUCUAAAGCAUGGAUGCAUGAUCGCAGUGUUUGUGGAUGUUGUUGUUGGACUGAUACAAUCGGCUGGGGACCAAUGCUAUCAAUUCUGCCCGUGAUUGGCCCAGCUUUGAUGUAUUGGGUACACAAUAAACUAAUUAAACAAGCUACUAAGGAUUUUGAAUUGUCCGGGGAAUUAGUUGCCAAAAUGCAUGGAAAUAUUGCAAUAGAUUUAGCAAUCAGUUUAGUUCCAUUAUUGGGUGUUCUCUUUUCAUGGCUACACGCAUGUUCUACAAGAAAUUGCGCGAUGGUUUAUAACUUCAUUGUUAAGAGGGCUAUUGAAAAACAUUCUAAAGAAGAAGCUGAAAAAUUAGCUAGAGAAUCUGAAAAGGGUAAUAGAGGUGUAUUAUAUGAAGUGAAGGAAUUAGGUGAUAAAGUCUUCCAUCAUGGUCAUAGACAUAACAAUCAUAACAAUGAUUCCGAAAAGAAGAAAGAUAAUACUAUUGUCGAUGUAAUUGAAACCAACUCAAAUACACCAACACCACCUCCUAUUGCUGCUCAAUCACAAAUAUCUUUGUCCUCACGAUCACAACAAAAACAACCCCACUCAACUCCUAAUUCCAAUAACCAAACAACAAUUCCAAUACCUCCUAGAACAUACCAACAAUCUAUUCAGCGUAAUGAUUCAACUCCAUCUAUACCGACUCAUCAAGCAUCUACCUUCAGCGUUGAACGUAUUGAAAAGUCAUCAGCACAACAACCUCGCCCUGUUCCAACUCGCCCUGUUCCUCCACGUCCUAAUCAAAACAAGGCUCCAUACCCUAUAUAA
Henningerozyma blattae CBS 6284 is the source of this 1005-nucleotide messenger RNA. RefSeq lists its product as uncharacterized. The record is from RefSeq and is a predicted model, not a curated record. The transcript has a single exon. Lineage: Eukaryota; Fungi; Ascomycota; Saccharomycetes; Saccharomycetales; Saccharomycetaceae. The coding region runs from base 1 to 1005 and encodes 334 amino acids.